Gadus morhua (Atlantic cod) is the source of this 3544-nucleotide messenger RNA. RefSeq names its product von Willebrand factor A domain-containing protein 7. The transcript is spliced from 18 exons. The record is from RefSeq and is a predicted model, not a curated record. The coding region runs from base 184 to 2991 and encodes 935 amino acids. NCBI's taxonomy places the organism in Eukaryota, Metazoa, Chordata, Actinopteri, Gadiformes, Gadidae.
CUUGACAAACAAUAAACUGUACUAUUAUUCGGACAUACAGGGUUCUUCCCGUUCGUCUCGUCCCACCCCUAGUGGAUAAUGAACCCAUAAAGAGCCCAACUCUGUACACUGAGGGUGUCUCCCGAAGGUGUCUCCCAUCCUCGAAUACAGUCUGAAUUCAGACCCGUCCUCUCUCCAGUGAUCAUGUGUUCAGCCCUGCACGCCCUGGCCCUCGCCCUGGCCCUGUCCCUGGCUCUGCUGCAGAGCUCGGUGGCCUUUGUCCCCAUCGGAGGGGGGGAAGCCACCCAUGUCAGCAUUACAAGGACGGCUCUUUUGCAAAAACUGAAAGAGACUUGUCAGGCUGUGGCCGAUUCUUCCGGGUAUGAGUUUAAUCCCACGGGUCCCUCUGCGGAGGAGCUGGUCCAGGCCUGUCUGGGUCCCACGGCGACCGGGGAGGUGUCGGCCGGCAAGUUCCGCGCGGCUCUCCAGGAGGUCUACGUCCAGAACGCGCUGGUGGACCUGAACUUUGUUGCCAGCGCUCCUCACCACUUCAACUCUGAGGCCUUCUUGGAAGGGCGUGCCCUAAUCACAGAGGGUGUGGUCAGCAUCAAGGCCAACAUACAAAACCACCAGGCUUCCAGGGAAAUGCUGGGCAGAGUUCUCCACACACUACAGGACUUUUACAGCCACAGUAACUGGGUUGAGUUGGACAAUACAGAGCCAUUUGCCAACCUCAUCCAACCAGAUCUCCCCAUAGAAAACAUAGCAGCUAAGGACACCGCCACAUGCAGAGACUGUGCCAGUGGGAAUUGUCCCAACACUAUCCUUGCCAACAUUCUUCAGGAAAAUAAGCUGACAUCGGGCUACAUGGGAAUUUCCUCCAGUGAAAAGCCUAAAGGUAAAUGCAGCCACGGAGGAGCAGGGGACCUGACCAGCGCGGCGGUACCCCGCGGGGGCAUCAGCAAGGACGAGCGUCGCCCCGGCAACGAGGCCCUCCACGACGCCGCCGUCACCGCAGCAACCAGCGCCAGCCUCCAGCUCCUGGAGGACAUCAGAGGAGCGGCUGGCGACCGCGACUUCCUGAGGUUGAUGGGGAUCGAUCGCUCGUCGGGGGUGUGCUUCGUCAUCGACACCACGGGCAGCAUGGCGGACGACAUUGCAACGGCCAAGGCGGUGGUUUACAACAUCAUUGACAGUAAAAAGGGAACACAGGAUGAACCAUCGGAGUACAUCCUGGUCCCCUUUAACGACCCCGACUUCGGACCAUUGACAAGGACCACAGACCCCGAAGUCAUGAAGAAUGAGAUCUCCAAGCUGACGGCCAGCGGCGGCGGUGACGGACCAGAGCUGUGUCUCUCAGGGCUCCAGAUGGCCUUGACGGCCGCUCCGGCCUUCUCACACAUCUACGUGUUCACCGACGCCACCGCCAAAGACAUCGCGCUCAAAGACACCAUCUCGGCUCUCAUCAGCAGCACCAAGUCUACGGUGGUGAAUUUCUUCAUGACAACCAGCGGAGGCAGGAAACGGCGUUCCAUCACGGCGACCUUCAACGACUACAGGGACCUGGCCUUGGCCUCUGGGGGCCAGGCUAUCCACGUCACAAAGGGAAGUCUGCCUGAAGCCACAGGCAUCAUCCUGGACACCUCCACCUCAGCCCUGGUGACCGUUCUUCAGCGGUCCAGGAGCUCUGGGAGUGAGACCUUCACGUUCCUGCUGGACGAGUCUUUGAAGAACAUCACGCUCUACAUAACUGGGAGUCAGAUGACGUUCAACAUUAGCAACCCUGCAGGUGUGAGUCAGAGCAACACGCAGCUCAGCGGUGGCCUGGGGACGAUCCAGAGUGUUGGGAACCUGUGGAGGAUCCGUCUGGAUGAUGAUAAGCAGACCGGAACUUGGAAGAUACAGAUGGCCUCGGCUCAACCCUACACACUGAAGGUCACAGGCCAGAAUACCAUCACCUUCAUCUAUGACUAUGUACACGCUUUCAAGGGACCCCACCCCGGUUAUGCACCCAUCACCGGGCGUCCACAAGCAGGCCGGCCGGCCAUGUUGUUGCUGUCGGUGAUGGGCCGGAAGGGGCCUGCGUCGGUCACGGUGGGCGAGGUGGGCCUCAUUCCGGUGUCCCGGGCUGGGCCUGUGAGCAAAGGCUCGACGACGGACUUGGGCAACGGGGACAUCCUGGUCACGGUGGACGCGGUUCCACAGGGGGAGUUUGUGGUGAUCCUGACGGGGACAGACCUGGUGUCCGGCAGUCAGUUCCAGCGCCAGUCCACCACCCAGAUGAGCGUCUCUAAAGUCAUCGUCACGGCAGUGGCGGACGGCAGCGUGGAGCCGGGACAAAUGCUGAGCAUUCCCUUCAGCGUGAUGACGGAGGGCUCUGGCGGGCCAUGCUCCAUCAACGCCAGGAAUGACAGAGAAUUCCCUAUGACAUUCCCCAUGAAUGUUCCAUUGACGACCGGGCAGUACGCUAAUGGUACUCUGACCAUCACACCACCUAAAGGCACACCAUCAGGCACCGACGUCACACUGACCAUAAUGGCCAAGACCUCUGCCGCAGCUGAUUCCAACUAUGCUGUCUUAAGGCUCUCUGUUGUCUCCAAGAUUACAGACUUUGUCCGACCAACGUGUAAAGUAGACCGAGUCGCGGCGGAUGACUGUCCCACGAACGUGUCUCUGUGCGCGUCUUUCCGCUGGAAUCUCUCCGCCAACGUCACCGACGGUAACGGCACGGGCAUCGACCGCAUCACUCUGCGGCAGGGGAAUGGAGUCCUCUCCCACGACGCUUUGACCCACCUCGACAUCGAGGCCUCCUACAACGCCUCCUGCUGCUCGCAGAUCGUCGAAAUCGUGGCCGUCGAUAAAGUGGGCAACGUGGGAACAUGUUUCCACUCCAUCGCCCCGCCAGUGGGCCCUACUCCCACCGUCCCAUCAGGGGGCCCUCCCCCCCUCGGCCCGGCCCGCCCGCUGUGGGUGUUGUGUCUGUUGCUGGCCGCUUGGAUGGCCAGGAGUUAGAAAAAAUAUAUUUUACAUUAUGCAACAGUUCCGAUCAUGUAAUUUGAUUGGACAAGAGGCUUUCCAUGAGUGCUGAUAUUGAGUAUAACAGCACUGGGACUUUUAACUACGCAUGUAUCCCCUGCGCUUUACGGGUGUUCUGAUAACCGUAAAUGUUAUUAACGGUCUUUAUGUAGCUUAGGUUGCAACUAACUUUGCACACCAAAAAUGAACAGGCAUAACAUUUGAGUGAAAUUAUGAAUAGUCGUCAGAAGAGGACCAAGGGAACGUAACGUAAUUUUACGUGUAGACCUAUACAACGUAGCAAGCUAGUGUGUUUAUGUGUUGCUUGGCAACAGUUCAAUGAUUAUGAUGUGAUUAUGUUCGGAACUCGAACUACGGCCUCGUACCAACGACCGAAUGACAGCCGUGCUGAUAUUUGCUUAAUUCUACAAUUAUGACCUAUAUUUUGCUUCGAUGUAAUACCUUUUGUAAGAACGCACCUUUUACGCACCAAAUGAGAGGAUCAAAUCAAAUUAAAUGUAAAUGUUAUAAACAACUUUGUGAAAUCGUU